Molecule: messenger RNA, 2770 nt
Organism: Talaromyces stipitatus ATCC 10500
Lineage: Eukaryota; Fungi; Ascomycota; Eurotiomycetes; Eurotiales; Trichocomaceae
Product: phospholipase A2 (PlaA), putative
Exons: 1
Coding region: 84-2615 (843 amino acids)
Biological process (GO): glycerophospholipid catabolic process
Cellular component (GO): cytosol
Molecular function (GO): A2-type glycerophospholipase activity
Source: RefSeq, a predicted model, not a curated record
AAAAAGACGUCGAAAGCCACUUCUGGCCUGCGCCAGCUCUUGUCCUCUCAUCCUACUAUAUACUAUGUACAAUCAUGCAAUAGAUGUACUAUUCGAGGAAUCUACCAUCAAUUGCCCUCGCGCACCAUACAAUGAGUACAGCCUCCUUGCGCUUACGUUGGAGUGUCCCUCCUGCGUUUCUGGCAGCAUGGGGUAGCUGGAACUAUGCGAGUCGCGAUUGCUUACGGGCUGAUGGCUCCUCACGAGCCUGGAAUCAGAAGCUUGCUUAUAGCACGUCUACUCUGCACAAAUCCGAUAGCGACAAUCAGUCCACGAAUACGUCACCAAGCAAUGCUAGACCGGAAUCUCAGACAGCAUGGACGAUAUUCACGGAUAAGUUCGCGGCCGCCAGAGAAUCAUUCGCAUCGGUCGAGCUGGCAAUGAUUGGUGACAAUAUCAAGAACUUUAUCCUGCCUGACUGGGCUCGGUUACUCCCCGCUACCGUACAAAAGCUUCAGCGCGAAUUGUCCAUGGCACCUGGCUCCCUCGCCGAUGACAUAUGGAAAGAAGCCCACGACCCUUAUAUAAAUCCGGAAAUUGCUGUCGAAGCGAAGGUGCGGGUUGGCGAUUCCCUAUGUCCGGAGGAAGUCCAGUUCCGUCGCAAUCGGCAAAAACACGUUGUCAAGGCAUUGGCCAAAUAUCUGGACUUGAAGGAAGAGGAUAUCCAUCCGGAUGAUGUCCCAGUCAUAGCAAUGUGUGGAUCUGGUGGAGGUCUACGUGCUCUUGUUGCCGGCUCAGGUUCCUACCUAGCUUCACAGGAAGCUGGGCUCUGGGAUUGCGUCACAUACACAGCCGGCGUAAGUGGGAGCUGCUGGCUACAAACUCUCUAUAACUCGUCUCUAGGAGGCUGUGACUUCAAUCGACUUGUGGCACACUUGAAAGCUCGACUAGGGGUGCAUAUCGCCUUCCCACCGAAAGCGCUUAAUUUAUUGACUACCGCCCCGACAAACAAGUACCUACUUAGUGGGUUGGUUGAAAAGCUGAAAGGCGACCCGGACGCAGAUUUUGGUCUUGUCGAUAUCUAUGGGCUACUGCUCGCUGCACGUCUACUUGUGCCCCGUGGCGAACUCGAUGUCUCAGAUAGAAACUUGAAAUUAUCCAACCAGAAGGAUCUUGUUCAAGAUGGAAGCAAUCCUCUACCUAUAUAUACUGCGGUUCGCCACGAAAUUCCUGUAUCAGAUAAGGAUGAUAUCACAGGACGUCGAGCAGUGGAGAAGGUAAAAGAAGAGGCUCUGAAAGAAGCAUGGUUCCAAUGGUUUGAAUUCACUCCAUACGAACUUUUCUGCGAGGAGUUUAGCGCUGGAAUCCCCAUGUGGGCUGUUGGUCGACACUUUUACGAAGGGCGGGAUCAACAUCGUGAUGAAUACCCGGUCCCUGAACUCCGAAUUCCAGCCUUGAUGGGCAUAUGGGGUAGUGCCUUUUGCGCAACGCUCGCGCACUAUUAUAAGGAGAUUAGACCCGUUGUCAGGGGCCUUGCGGGCUUUGGGGGUAUUGACUCGUUGAUUGAAGGAAAGAAUGAUGAGCUGAUUAAAGUCCAUCCGUUUGAUCCUGCAUCAAUACCGAACUAUAUCCUAGGAAUGAAGGGGGAACUUCCAGAAUCAUGUCCAGAAUCUGCUUUGAGCAACCCUCAUCUACAAUUGAUGGAUGCCGGGAUGAGCAAUAACCUCCCUAUCUACCCACUACUUCGCCCGGGGAGAGAUGUUGAUAUUAUUGUUGCAUUCGAUGCGUCCGCAGAUAUCAAACAAGAGAAUUGGUUGUCCGUGGUAGAUGGAUAUGUCCACCAACGAGGCGUUCAAGGAUGGCCUUUAGGAGCUGGGUGGCCACCAGAAGACAUUCAACCGGAAGAAACUGCAAACAUGAUCAGCGAAAUGGACGAACUAAGUGAAUCGAAAUCCAAUGAAAAACUCCACGAGGCACAAGAACAUGAUCCCAACACCAAAGAUAGAACGGGACCUCUCCCAGACACACUGAUGAGGUCUGACUCCCGCUACGAUAGCAGGUCAAAAAAAUCCACAACUUCCGACACCGACUUGACCUACUGCAACGUAUGGCUGGGCACUAAGCAAGAAAUGACUUCUGACAAGCGACCUCCCCCAUCAAAGAGAUUAUUCCACCCUAGUCACGGUGACGAGAGUAGCUCAGACUUCCAUCUGAUGCAACCCGACGCCGGAAUCGCCGUGAUCUACUUCCCUCUCCUCCCAAACCCGUCUGCACCAGACUACAACCCUCCUAGUACAGACCGAUCACAAAUCGCACAACCUCACAAAUCAGCAUCCGACGAUGAUGAAAAGGCCGCCUCCCCAAUCCCCAAACCGAAUUCCAUCAACCCUGACGUGGACGAUUUCCUAUCAACCUGGAACUUCGUCUAUACCCCGGAACAAAUCGAUUCAGUCGUCGGAUUGGCAAAGGCGAAUUUCGCCGAGGGCGAAGCACAGGUUAAACGUGUCGUGCGCGGUGUAUACGAACGACGCAAACGGGAUCGUCUACAGCGCGAGAAGCUUGCGAAGGAAAAAGCUGCGGAUAGACAGAUGGAUGAAUUGAAGAGACGACAUGAAGGAUAUGCGCCUAUUUAUUGAGUUAUGGAUUUGAGAUUUGGAUUUUGAGAGGAGAAAUGAGUUGAAUGUUUAUAUACCCCGUAUAAUUUCUGCAGCUGUAGCAAUAGUUGUACUAAUACUUAGAUUAGAUUAGAUUUCCAUUGUGUUGGAACUUAGAAGUGUUCAUUAUACAAGGC